UUUCGUAGCGGUUUUAGUAUAAAAGCCAAUUUAUUCUGGGCCUCAGUGUUAAGUGUUACUCUGUUAUCAUUCUGUUAUUCUUUUUUGUCUCCAACUCUGCUAAAUUUUUUAUUUUUCAAAAUCCGUAUGAUUAAGUACAUUUUAAGUGCUUUAUUUAAAUUUUCUUCAAAAAAUGCUUAAUUCUUUGCCUACAGAAACGAAGAUUGAUAUUUUUAAAUUCCUCAGCUAUGCGGAUUUAUGUUCAAUCAAACGAACAAAUUUAUAUUUUCGCGAUUUUAUUUAUGAAUUUGAAGGGGACCUUGCAUUGGAGAAAUUUUACGAAAUUUCAAUUGAUUAUUUUCAUCGAUUUAAUGAAAAUCCUCAUAAAUUAAUUAAACCAAAUGCUGAAAAUUUCAAUUUUCAAUUAAAUGAACAACUUGAAGAGAAGUGGGAAAAUGGAUUAGAAGAACCGAUUCCUUUGUAUUCAUCUAUGAAUUCAAACGAAAAUAUUGUUAUUCAAUUAGUUAAAGGUAGUUAA
Molecule: messenger RNA, 517 nt
Organism: Meloidogyne enterolobii
Lineage: Eukaryota; Metazoa; Nematoda; Chromadorea; Rhabditida; Meloidogynidae
Source: the annotation of a GenBank genome assembly